Molecule: messenger RNA, 345 nt
Organism: Peronospora matthiolae
Lineage: Eukaryota; Oomycota; Peronosporomycetes; Peronosporales; Peronosporaceae
Source: the annotation of a GenBank genome assembly
AUGACUGAUUUCGGAGGCAUCCAUGCCUUCUUCUCGGGAGCGAGACGCAACACACUGCGGUCACGCUUUUAUUGCGACGUACCGACAGAAGUACUGGCACCUCGUUGCGAAGUGGUGUCCAUAGGAGAACCUACACCACUGUUAGCGCCCGAGUCUCGCGACCUCGAGCGCCUUCGCUUCGGCGAUGGUUCAUCUGAUUCAUCAGAUGAACCAAAGAUGCUGCGACGCAAAGCAUCGUCCAUGCCACGCUUGGCAGGCGGCUUGGAUUCAAUCGCCGUCGAUACGGAUCCGUCUUCCGUAUCAGGAGAGUAUGAGACACCGAGCUCGUACUCUGUGAAGACAUGA